AUGGCUCAGUACAUCGGGAAGACGAUCUCUUUGAUCUCGGUGACCGAUAAUCGAUAUGUGGGUCUUUUGGAAGGAAUCGACUCCGAGAAAGGUGUGGUAACACUGAACAAAGUACGCUGUUUUGGCACGGAGGGACGUAAGCAAUGGGGACCUCAGGAGAUAUAUCCCAAUCCUAAUGUGUACGAGACAGUUGCGUUUAACGGUAACGACGUAAAGGAUUUGAGCAUUUUGGAUAUUGCCCUCGAAGAAGUGCAGCCGGUCUUGCCUCCGCCUGAGAUUUUGGCACAACAGCAACAGCAUCAGCAUCAGCAACAACAGCAACAGCAACAGCAACAACAGCAACAGCAACAACAGCAGCAACAACAGAAACAGCAAGAGCAUUCCCAAAAACAACAACAGCAGGUGUCCCCAACAUCUGUACAACAGAAAUCUCAGACUCCUCAAAAUGUUCAAUAUCAAGCUCCAGUUGCAGAAGUACCUGCCGCGGUGGCUGGUUAUGGUGUAUACGCCCCCUCUGCUCCCACUGCCUCUUUUGAGCCCAAAAGCUCUAAAAGCGAUGGUACAACAAGCCAACAAUACUCCAAGAAGCCAAGAGAUGCGCAUGUGGCUUCCAACGCUCCCGUGAAGCCUAAACAAGGACCACCACGUAAAGUUGAAAUCCCCAAUGAAGACUUUGAUUUCCAGUCUAACAACUCCAAGCUUGAGAAAGAUCACGAUUCAUCAAUAACUCAGCAACAUUCUGAUGAAACUGAUCCGAAAAACGACGAAGCUUUCUACAACCGCAAAUCUUCCUUUUUCGACACUAUCUCCACAUCAACGGAGACAAAUACGAAUAUGCGUUGGCAAGAAGAACGCGAGCUUAACAUGGACACCUUUGGACAAGCUAGCGUUGGAAAUAGACGUGGUCGUGGAGGAUUUCGCGGAGGAAGAGGAUCUUAUCGUGGAGGUCAACGUGGUGGUAAUCGCGGUGGUAAUCGCGGUGGAUUCAGAAGAAAUGACAACUUCGGCUCCUCCAGCGAAAGAGUUGAAUUCUGA
Messenger RNA from Lachancea sp. 'fantastica', 1035 nucleotides. The record is from the annotation of a GenBank genome assembly. Lineage: Eukaryota; Fungi; Ascomycota; Saccharomycetes; Saccharomycetales; Saccharomycetaceae.